AUGCCUAAGAGCUGUGAAGCAGAAACCAACGGAGACGCAGUCGCAUUUCCGGGACUUUGCAAGGUGCGAUCAAGUCAAAUGAACGACCUGCUGCGACAGCUGACGAGUAGCUCCAGAUCCGAGUUCCAUAAGCACCGGGAUGUCGGCAAGAAGGACUUCGGUACCAUCGAAUAUCUGCUUCGAAGAGGAAGAAAUCAGCUGGAGACAUGGUCUGAGCCGGGUAUCCGAGACAUCCACAGGUAG
Messenger RNA from Alternaria conjuncta, 243 nucleotides. RefSeq lists its product as uncharacterized. The transcript has 2 exons. The record is from RefSeq and is a predicted model, not a curated record. Lineage: Eukaryota; Fungi; Ascomycota; Dothideomycetes; Pleosporales; Pleosporaceae. The coding region runs from base 1 to 243 and encodes 80 amino acids.